UCCCCGUUGAUCCUCCGUCAUAAUGAAAGCCGUCAUCGCAACCGCCUCCGAAUCUGAACGCGACCAUCUCCUCCACCUCUUCCACUUCUCCAAAUCCUUCACUGCGACAUACAACCCCCUCCUCCUCCUCAUCCUCCUCCUCGCUAUCAUAUGGAAAAGGUUGGGUGUGAGGGGACCGAGGUGGUGGAGGGUGUGGGGGAUGCGACAGAGUGCGUGGGUUGGUGUCGUUGGGUUGGGGGAUAAUGCUGCGGUUGGUGUGGUUAUGGGGUAUUUGGUUCUCAAUGUGUUCUAUUCAUUUUACCGAGCCACCAGCCACAUCCUCCUCCUCGGCACCCGCCUCGGCCUAAUCUCCCUCAUAAACCUCCCCCUCCUCUACCUUCUCGCCGCAAAGAACCUCCCACUCCUCCCCCAUUACGUCGGAUGGUCCUACGAACGGAUAAACUACCUACAUCGCUGGUGCGGGCGGGGGGUGGUGUUGACCGCGUUGGGACAUUUCGUUGCGUUUCAGGUGUGGGAGUGCCGGACGAAAGAGGAGGGGUGGAAAUUCUUCUUUAUGAGGGUUUUUAUGAGUCGACGAAUUUUUACGGGGGUUUUUGGGCUUGGGUCAUAUAUCCUUAUCGGGUUGACAUCACUACGACACGUGAGAAACAGGAUGUACGAAUUCUUCCUCUCAACCCACCUCCUCCUCCUCCUCCUCUCCCUCGCUCUCCUCAGCUUUCACGAACCCACCCGCACCGGACUCCCCUACACUCUCCUCUCAGCCAUCAUCUUCAUCUCUGACCGCGCUGCUCGGUUGCUUCGACACCGACACGUGAGGCAGGGUCAUUUGCGUGUCUUGCCCGGUAGGAUGAUUGUGUUGGAGGUGGACGUGUCUGGGCGGAGGGGAAUGUGGUGGAAUGCAGGUCAACAUGUGUUCUUGAGCGUGAAGGGCAUCGGGGCGUUUCAUGAAUCACACCCCUUUACAAUCGCCUCCGCACCAUACUCCGACUCCCUCAAACUUUUCAUAAGGGCAAACGCGGGAUUCACGCACGCACUCCUCGCCCUCGCCCACGCCGACUCGAACGCAAACGUCGACAUCGUACUCGAUGGAGCGUAUGGCCACGCACCCUGUCUACAGAAGUGGGAGGAUGGGGUGAGAGUGGUGGUGUUGGUUGCGGGGGGGAGUGGGGUUGCGUAUACGAUUGCUAUCCUGGAAGAUCUAGCUAACCGCCGAUGUGAGCUCGAGGGGCAGGAGGGGGUGCAGAAAGUGGCCUUCGUUUGGGCCGUCAAAGACCGUGCACACGUGUCUUGGAUCGCGGAUGCACUUGCCGCUAUUCGAGGGAAGGUCCGAAGGGAAGAAUGGUUAGAGGUGCGGAUUCACUGUACCUCCCACGACCCAAGCUCAGAAGCUACACCCCUCCUCGACACAGAUUCCGGCCCAGCGCUAACCGAACUUCAAUUGCAAGUUAUUUCCGGCCGACCGGACGUAGCGGCGUACAUCUCUUCCGCCGCCUCCGACCACAAGGAAGGCGGUACCGGUGAACGAUCCGGCCAUGGAGAAACGAGUACGAGUAGCCAUGGGUUAGUCGUCGCGACUUGUGGCCCCGCGGGGUUGGUACGCAAUGUGAGGGGGGCUUGUGCGGGGUUGGUGGCGGAGGGGGGGGAGGUUGAGGUUUGGGUUGAGACGUAUGGGUGGUGAUGUCGUGACGAAGGAACGUUCACGACAUAGUAUUGGAAGACGACGUCCAUGGGUAGAUGAAGACGGGAUGGUAGGAGGGUAUCUUGGUUAUCUCGUUCCCUAGUC
Molecule: messenger RNA, 1783 nt
Organism: Saitoella complicata NRRL Y-17804
Lineage: Eukaryota; Fungi; Ascomycota; Saitoellomycetes; Saitoellales; Saitoellaceae
Exons: 3
Coding region: 23-1678 (551 amino acids)
Biological process (GO): intracellular iron ion homeostasis; iron ion transport; copper ion import
Cellular component (GO): plasma membrane
Molecular function (GO): ferric-chelate reductase activity
Source: RefSeq, a predicted model, not a curated record